Portunus trituberculatus (swimming crab) is the source of this 3853-nucleotide messenger RNA. RefSeq names its product DNA replication factor Cdt1-like (gene dup). Gene Ontology annotation, molecular function: DNA polymerase binding; DNA binding. The coding region runs from base 27 to 1922 and encodes 631 amino acids. The transcript has 12 exons. Gene Ontology annotation, cellular component: nucleus. Lineage: Eukaryota; Metazoa; Arthropoda; Malacostraca; Decapoda; Portunidae. The record is from RefSeq and is a predicted model, not a curated record. Gene Ontology annotation, biological process: mitotic cell cycle; DNA replication checkpoint signaling; DNA replication preinitiation complex assembly.
GGAAAAGCUUGUGUUGACACCCCGCCAUGGCCGCCACGCAGACCAAUAUCAAUGCUUUCUUCAAGGCUAAAAAGACUGCACGGGCCGGCCAUCCAAUCAAGGGUUCCGUUAAGGGCGAUGGCGAGAAAACAAGAACAAGAAUCCUGAAAGAAGGACAAGAGGAUGCCGCCAGGACACCCCCCGUGACACCCAAGAGGAAGCUGGAGGCUGACGAGGAGACCAGGAGGAAGAGGAGGAGGGAGGCUCUGGAGAAUGAUGACUCUACACCUACCACCCCAAGGACCCCCAAGACCCCCAGGACACCCAAGAACAAAGUGCCGGGAGUGCCACAGACGCCACGCUCCGCCAAGAAGAGGCUCAUCAUGGCACCAGAGGAUGAGGGGAGUGCCAAAGAGGACCAGAACAGCCUCACAGCAUCACCAUCAAAACUCCCAAAGCUGGAUAGAGUGCAGAAACUGACACCCCAGCAAAUGAAGGAGGCUCUGGGGAAGUGUGGGAGGCUGGAUGAGCUGCGGGCAAGGCUGCUGCGUGUUAACCAGUGCGGGGAGAAGCUACGAGAGUUCAGGGAAAAAAAUUUGUCCGGCUCACAGUCCCCCAAGCUCCUCUCUCCCAGGAAAGUUGACUCAUCCCUCCCGCUGGAAAAGUUCUCUGCUAUUGAAAUUGAGUUGCCUGUCAGCCCAAAGAAGACCCCAAUCAAGACCCCAAUUAAGUCCCCUCUCAAGCCGCCAGCCUUCGAGCGCUACCAACACCUGCUGGGGAAGCCAUCCGAAGAGUUUUCCCUGCCCUUCAAGCACCGGCUAGUGAAGGAGGUGUUCCGUUGUGUGGAUACUGUAGUCUCAAUCCUCCACAACCGACAGGAGUUGAUCACCUAUGCUAAACUGAAGCCAGCGGUGCAGCAGAUGUUGAGCAGAACCUUCAGUGAACAGUACCUUGGCCAGAUUAGGACUGUGUUCCCUCUGGCGUACUUUUUCAAUCAGGAGAACAUUAAGGACAGCAUCAGUACAGCUAAAGCAGGAGGAGGCAACAGUUCCUAUCAGUUAACAGUCAAAGCCAACCUGGAGUAUAAGCCAUCCACAGCCCAGAAGAACCUGUCCAAGAUGUUUGUCAGUUCCCCGGCACCUCAGAUGACAAAGACACAGUUCCGCAAGAUGGACUCGAUAGUGAUGGUGGAGCGGCGAAACAUCUUCCACAACCUCCUCAUUGACCAUGUGAAGGGAUACCAUGACCAGUUCCUGCAGUCCCUGGAUCCCCCUAUCUCGAGUGCCGGUUUGAGCAUCAAGAGGUGGCACCCAGACUUCCCCCUGGAGGACGUGCCAGAGGUGGAGGCAGCUGCUCUCCCCCAGCCGCCCCAUGUGGAGAAGCUAGACACUGCCAGGGAUGUGUUAGAGAAAGCCCAGUCCCUGCUGUCGGUCAACCCUCGAAUGGAGCAAGCAGUGAUAGAGGCUGCUGCUAAGGUGCCCCCACAGCCAGAGACAGCCCCAGCACCCACCCCAGACGUGCCUGUCCAGCCUGCCAAUGUGUGUGCCGCUCUCAAGGGCAUCUCGAGUGCACUGCUGGAGAAGGUGAGGGCACGUGAGGCAGCCAAGCGAGCCAAGGAGAUGACCCGCAGCACCAAGGCAAACAAGGAGCUGGAGAUGCUGUCCAGACUACCUGAGAUGGCCAGAAUCAUCCGCAACACAUUUGUGACGGAGAAGAAGGCGGCACUGACCUGGGACUCAGUGGUGGCCAAGAUUGUCGCCAGUAACUCCUCCAUGGUUGGUUCAAGUGAGGUGGACCGCCAGCUACACCUGCUGGUUGAGGUGGUGCCGGGCUGGUGCACCAUUCACAAGGUACGCAGCGGUGUUUUCCUCAAGAUCAACAAAGGGCAAGAGCUGAGCAGUGUGGUGGACGUGCUGAACAAAGUCAUCAAGGAGCGCCAGUGAAUUCUGUGAUAAUUUGCUCUCACCUGCCAGUCUUUGUGUGUGUGUGUGUGUGUGUGUGUGUGUGUGUGUGUGUGUGGGGUAAAGUGUACAGCUGUGAUGCCUGUUACUUUUACUACCUAAUGUGUUUAUUAUGACUUCAGAUGUAGAGUGAAUUAGUACUUCUUAGGUGGUACAAAUAAGAGACUUGUGCACUGCAGGAUGAGAAUGCCAUACUACUAUUUAUGAACAAAAAAAAACAUAGUUUUAGUUGGGGUGAUAUUUUUAGUGGAUAUUUUUUUAUACAUAUUGCCAAAGAGUGUACAUUUAGUUCAAGAUAACAUACCCUUUUUUUCAGAGGGUGUUCAGAUAACUUAAGCAGAGUUGGGAGAGGGAGGGUAGGGUGGAGGGUGCUGGACAAAAAAGAGAAAAGAAAAAAAAAAGGCCUUAAAAGAAGAAGAGGAGGAGGAGGAGGAGAAGGAGGUGGAAAAUUGGUUUGAGCAGUUAAUUAAGGGCCAUUGUUACCUCAUCAUAGGGAAAGUGGAGCCUUUGUGUGACUAUUCUGCCGGUUUUGUUAAGAUAAUUAGGACAAGAGAACAAAACCACCGUCUGUCACAACCAGUUCUUGAGGUGUAACACAAGACAUAAUUAUUUAGUAUAUUCCUGUUCUACUUAUACACAUGAGAUUCUAUUGGACUUUUUGAUAGCAUUGGGCAGCUGGCUUGGCAAUGCUGCUUGUGUCAGGAAGGAGAAGCAAAGUUUAAAGAAGCAGAGUUUUAAGAGUGUAGGAUAUUUGUAAUUGAUGUUUAUAAUUGACGUGAUAGUGAGUAUGAAGUAAUCUCACUGGGCUGUCAUCUUUUGUUUCUUCAUGUUGGAUAAUUACUUUUAAGAAUUAAGGACUUUAAUUUGACAUAGUAUUCUGAAGUUAUCAUGCUGCUAACUCUAAAUACCAAUUCUAAUUUGUUUUGAAUUUAAUUUCACGCAUAAUUUAUGUCUACAUUGAUAAUUUACCUUGUGUUUAGGUGUUAGGUAAUAUAAAAAUUGGACUUAACUUGAGAAUGAGUGGUCUCUUGUUAAUCUUAAGCAUGAUGAAGAUAAUGUUGUGGUUGUCAAUCUUAAGCCUGAUGAAGAUAAUAAGAUAAUGCUGUGGUGAAUUAAUCUUAUGCUUGACAAUUUGAUGGGAAAAUGGUCAGAUGGUGGAGGUUAAGGUCACUUGCAUUGCUCUGAUACUUAAGCACUGGUUUAUAUAAAGGAGACUUGAGAUAUUUUAAGCACCUGAAUUUUGUACUGUUGAUAUUGAAUAGAAGAACCAAAAUAAGGUAUGUCAGAUUGAUUAAGGGAUUGAAAUUAAUUGAGGAAAGUUAAAACGUUUGGUCAAGUGCCUUUUAAAAGUGAUAUAAAAGAAUGUUGAGGGUUAGAGGAAUUGAGAAGGGUUAAAAGUUCAGCCAAGGGGCUUAUAGAAGUGAGAUAGAAGAAUGUUGAGGGUUAAAGUGAAUUGAAAGGAGUUAUAAAGUUAAGUCAAGUGCCUUUUAAAAGUGAGACAAAAGAAUGUUAAGUACAAAUGUUAGAAUCAAUUGAAAAAUUAUAAAAAGUUCAAUUAGGUGCCUUUUUAAAAUAAGAUACAAGUAUAGUAAGUACAGAAGCUAAAAUCAAUACAAAAGAGAGAAAGUUCAGUCAUGUACUAAUAAUUAAAAAAGAAGCACAUUGAAAUGAAAAAAAUUGCCACAAAACUUGAUAAUGAUUGAAUAUGUUAAAAUAAUCACUCGGGUGCCUCAAGUCAUAUUAAUUCCUAUCCAUUACUGCGACUGAUGAUGAAGAUGAUAGUCACUUGAUGUACACACUAAAGUACUAUGCAAACCAUGAGCAAAUAGAUGUAACUAGUUGUCUUUUUAAAUCUGUACAUAGUUCCUUUUGUACUUUGGAUAGAAAAAAAAUACAUGCUGUUUUGUAUUUAA